Molecule: messenger RNA, 2117 nt
Organism: Phyllostomus discolor (pale spear-nosed bat)
Lineage: Eukaryota; Metazoa; Chordata; Mammalia; Chiroptera; Phyllostomidae
Gene: FGGY
Product: FGGY carbohydrate kinase domain containing
Exons: 14
Coding region: 15-1649 (544 amino acids)
Biological process (GO): carbohydrate metabolic process
Molecular function (GO): phosphotransferase activity, alcohol group as acceptor; kinase activity
Source: RefSeq, a predicted model, not a curated record
GUGAAGGGAACGCCAUGCCCGGUGGAGAUCAGGAACCAGGGCGCUAUUACGUGGGUGUGGAUGUUGGGACAGGCAGCGUCCGUGCGGCUCUGGUGGACCAGAGGGGCAUCCUUUUGGCCUUCGCAGACCAGCCAAUUAACAAGUGGGAGCCUCAGUUCAACCAUCACGAGCAGUCCUCUGAGGACAUCUGGGCCGCAUGCUGUGUGGUCACAAAGAAAGUUGUGCAAGGGAUCAAUUCAAAUCAAAUCCGAGGGCUUGGGUUUGAUGCCACGUGUUCUCUGGUUGUUUUGGAUAAGCAGUUUCGUCCUUUACCAGUAAACCAUGAAGGGGAUUCCCACCGAAACAUCAUCAUGUGGCUGGACCACCGAGCAGUCAGUCAGGUGCACAGGAUCAACAAAACGCAGCACAGCGUCCUGCAGUACGUCGGGGGUGUGAUGUCUGUGGAAAUGCAGGCCCCAAAGCUUCUGUGGCUAAAGGAGAGCUUGAGAGAGACUUGCUGGGAUAAGGCGGGGCAUUUCUUUGAUCUCCCAGACUUCUUAUCGUGGAAGGCAACAGGUGUCACAGCACGGUCUCUCUGUUCCCUGGUGUGCAAAUGGACAUACUCAGCAGAGAAAGGCUGGGACGACAGUUUCUGGAAGAUGAUUGGUUUGGAAGACUUGGUUGCAGAUAAUUACAGCAAAAUAGGAAACCAAGUACUGCCUCCUGGAGCUUCUCUUGGAAAUGGGCUUACACCAGAGGCAGCAAAAGACCUUGGCCUUCCUGCUGGCAUUGCUGUGGCAGCCUCACUUAUUGAUGCCCAUGCAGGAGGACUAGGAGUGAUUGGAACAGAUGUGAGGGGGCACGGCCUCGCCUGUGAGGGACAGCCAGUGACGUCACGGUUGGCUGUCAUCUGUGGAACAUCUUCUUGUCACAUGGGGAUUAGCAAAGACCCGAUUUUUGUACCAGGUGUCUGGGGCCCUUAUUUCUCAGCCAUGGUUCCUGGGUUCUGGCUAAAUGAAGGUGGACAGAGUGUUACUGGGAAAUUGAUAGACCACAUGGUGCAGGGCCAUGCCGCCUUCCCUGAACUGCAAGCCAAGGCCACAGCUCGAUGCCAGAGUGUAUAUGCAUAUUUGAACAGUCACCUGGAUCUGAUUAAGAAGGCUCAGCCUGUGGGUUUCCUCACUGUUGAUUUACAUGUUUGGCCAGAUUUCCAUGGCAACCGGUCUCCCUUAGCAGAUCUGACACUGAAGGGCAUGGUCACCGGAUUGAAACUGUCUCAGGACCUUGAUGAUCUCGCCAUUCUCUACCUGGCUACCGUUCAAGCCAUUGCUUUUGGGACCCGCCUCAUUAUAGAGGCCAUGGAGGCAGCGGGGCACUCGAUCAGCACUCUGUUCCUGUGUGGAGGCCUGAGCAAGAACCCCCUUUUUGUGCAAAUGCAUGCGGACAUUACUGGCAUGCCUGUGGUCCUGUCCCAAGAGGUGGAGUCUGUUCUCGUGGGUGCUGCUAUUCUGGGUGCCUGUGCCUCAGGGGAUUUCACUUCUGUACAGGAGGGAAUGGCCUGUUGGAGACCCCUGGCUGUAUUCUCUGUUGCCAGUUACAACCAAGUUAUGAUUUCUGGGAAUACGUAUUCUGAGCUCCCAAAAUCAGCACCAUGUGUGGGUCCCAUGUGAUUCAACUGUACAAAGCCUUUCCCAGCCCAUCCAGAUGAGGAAGCAAAGUCAGCUUGUUUCUAAGUGGUUCUUGUCUGUUUCCAUCUCUUUUUAAACCUAGGAGGUCAGGAAGAAGAUGGAGAGAAAGAAUUCACGAGAGGGAUGCGUUUCCUUAGAAAUGUUAUUAAUUGGUGGGCAAAACAAGAGAAGGAAAUAAAAUAGCUACUCCUCACUAAGUAAAGGCAUCUUCUUCCCUUAUCUCAUUAAAAAUUAAAAGCACUCUUGGUUUAAGUAGGGCAAAUUAGUAAUUAAGUGCUAUAUAAUCAAGUUGUAUAAACAUAAUAUGGAAGAGGAGGCCAAAUUAAUCACUCCACUGGCUUGUUUUCGCCCCAUUAAUGCAUCUUUUCCCUGGGUCCUUCCUGUGAUGUCAGGAUGCAUUUUCUGCCAUCCUCGCCUGCUGGAGGUCGGGUGGGAGGUGAUAGCCGGGCU